AUAUAUAUAAGAAAAGUGGCAAAAUUCGAAACCCCAUCCACUUUGGUGGGAGUCAAAUGGAAGUGAUCAGCAGCUCAUCCUCCUCUUUCUUCAUCUCCCCCCGCAACAAUCUCUGCUUCGCUCCAAACCCUAAGGUUGUGAGAUUGAAUUCUGUGAUUGUUAGCUCUGUAAACCCUAGGUUGAGCAAUGGAUUAACAUGUGUAAGCGUAAGCGCUAGCGAUAGAUUAGCGGCUUUUAACCAUAAGGAGAUUGGUGAAGACAGGAGUUUGUUUUGGUUGGUGAAAAGGUUGAACAAGAGAUUUGCAUUUCAUCAUGUUGUGCUUUUUAGGGGGAAUGGGCGGCUGUUAACGAAGUUAAGGAAACAUACUGUGAGCUUUAAGAAACUAGUGAAGAGUUCUGAGAAGUUUAAGGAUGUGUUUCCGGAUUUCUUUGUUCGAGUUGCGUUGGGAAUGAUGCUGUGUAUGGCAAUUGCUGUUCCUGUUAGCAAAUCUCCUUCCUGGGCACUCACUGAGGAGAACCUUUUGUUCCUGGAGGCGUGGAGGACGAUUGACCGUGCAUAUGUUGACAAAAGCUUUAAUGGUCAAAGCUGGUUUAGGUACAGAGAAAAUGCGCUGCGCAAUGAACCAAUGAACAACCGUGAACAAACCUAUGCAGCAAUAAAGAAGAUGCUUGCCACAUUGGAUGACCCCUUCACCCGUUUUUUGGAGCCUGAUAAGUUCAAAAGUUUAAGGUCAGGAACACAAGGUGCUCUUACCGGAGUAGGGUUAUCAAUUGGCUACCCGACUGGAAAUGAUGGAGCUGUUUCUGGAAUCAUGGUUAUUUCAGCUUCUCCAGGUGGGCCCGCUAGUAGGGCUGUCAUUUCUCCAGGUGAUCUAAUUCUGGCCAUUGAUGAUACCAGUACAGAAACAAUGGACAUUUAUGAUGCAGCCGAACGCUUGCAGGGACCUGAAGGAAGUGAAGUACAACUAAAAAUACGAAGUGGGUCAGAUAUCAAGCAACUGUCGUUAACAAGGGAAAACAUAUCAAUAAAUCCAGUGAAGUCAAGGGUUUGUGAGACACCUGGUCUCGGGAAGGCUGCUUCAAAGAUCGGAUACAUAAAGUUAACGUCAUUUAACCAAAAUGCUUCUGCUGCUGUCAAGGAAGCAAUUGAAACUUUAAGGAGAGAGAAUGUGGAGGGCUUUGUCUUGGACCUCCGCAAUAAUAGUGGUGGUCUUUUUCCUGAAGGAAUUGAGAUUGCUAAGAUCUGGUUGGACAAAGGUGUGAUUGUGUACAUAUGUGAUAGUCGAGGGGUUAGAGAUAUAUAUGACACGGACGGAACCAAUGCAAUAGCACCUUCAGAACCGCUAGCAGUUCUGGUGAACAAAGGAACUGCAAGUGCAAGUGAGAUUUUAGCCGGUGCAUUGAAAGAUAACAAGCGUGCAGUGCUUCUUGGAGAACCCACUUUCGGGAAAGGAAAAAUUCAAUCGGUUUUUGAAAUGUCUGAUGGAUCUGGCUUGGCUGUUACUGUUGCUCGUUAUGAAACCCCUGAUCACAUCGACAUCAACAAGGUUGGCAUAAUUCCUGAUCAUCCUUUGCCAGCUUUGUUUCCCAAGGAUGAUGACGAUUUUUGUGGCUGCAUUGGAGACCCUGCUUCAGGUUGUUUUCUAAACCGAGUUGGAUUAUUUUCAAGAUGAUACAACUAUUCUAAAAACUCAAUUUAUCAUUCAUUUGACUGUUGGUUAUUUGUUCAAAAGACCAUGGCCAGCAUAUAUGUAUAGUUUGAAGGAAAUUGGAAAAAAAUGUGAAGUAAAUCUGUUGUAAAUUACUUCUCUUUGAAUUCUAGUCACCAAUGCUUGAAGAGGUGAUUUGUAAACCAUAUUUUUUUACUUG
Helianthus annuus (common sunflower) is the source of this 1869-nucleotide messenger RNA. Its product is annotated as carboxyl-terminal-processing peptidase 2, chloroplastic. Gene Ontology annotation, biological process: proteolysis. Gene Ontology annotation, molecular function: endopeptidase activity; protein binding; serine-type peptidase activity. The record is from RefSeq and is a predicted model, not a curated record. The transcript is spliced from 13 exons. NCBI's taxonomy places the organism in Eukaryota, Viridiplantae, Streptophyta, Magnoliopsida, Asterales, Asteraceae. Bases 57 to 1673 code for a protein of 538 amino acids.